GAUUUUUAAUAUGCAUUGCAUACUAAGUGAUUCAUAUUUAAUUAUAUCCUCCAGCUUCCAAGAAUGUCGUCCUUUGAGAUGGAUACAUCAUACCAGACUGGACAAAAAUCAAAACUCUCCCCAGGUGAAGAGGCUAUUAUGCAGUAUUUAAUCAAACUGGAUAAGAAAAUGGACAAACUUCAAGAUGACUUAAAAUCGAUGAGGGAAGAACUUGCAGUCAAUAAAACAGGAACUAGGAGAGAGGAACAACAGAAACUUUAUGUUCCUCCAAAAAUUAGAACAGCUGUUCAUGAUGCAUACAAACAGCUUGUGGACGAGGAUGGUGCUGUCAGAUGGCAAACUAAGCUUGAAGACAAUAAACUAAAGUACUUGUAG
Messenger RNA from Ostrea edulis (European flat oyster), 375 nucleotides. RefSeq lists its product as uncharacterized. Bases 64 to 375 code for a protein of 103 amino acids. The record is from RefSeq and is a predicted model, not a curated record. Lineage: Eukaryota; Metazoa; Mollusca; Bivalvia; Ostreida; Ostreidae. The transcript has 4 exons.